UUAAACCAACGCACAAAGACUAAAUGCUGUCUCCCGCUAGAGAGAUUUAUGAAACAACCUGUGUAGCAAAUCGAGAGGACUCUGGAUGUACACUUCCUUUCAGGUUUCAACAGCAAGUGAAACCAUACAGCAAGCACAACUCGCCGACACUACACAACAGUAAACUUUGUUGAACACAGCAGGAGGACACACAGCAUGCACCCCGGAUGCUCCAUUUGUUGUUCUACAGCUAAGUGCACUGUACAUGACUCAGAUCUGAAGGCAGGCGAGGAUUGAGUGAAACUUGGUCAACGCCACAUCCAUCCAUGUGUAUCAUUUUCUUCAAGUUUGACCCCCGGCCUGCAUCCAAAAAUGCCUACAGGCUAAUUUUGGCUGCAAACCGAGAUGAGUUCUACAGCCGGCCGUCCAAAGCUGCAGACUUCUGGGCGAGCAACACCGAGAUCCUCAGCGGCCUGGACCUCGAAUGUGGGAAGGAAGGAGGAUCGUGGCUGGGCAUCAGCAAGCGGGGCAGGCUGGCUGCAAUCACCAACUACAUGGAAGGGGCUCUCAACCCCGAUGCACAGGGGAGAGGAUUUCUAGUUCCUAACUACCUCAUGGAGAAGGAUCUGGACAGCUACUCUUACCUAAAGAAGGUGUCGGCAGAAAGCCACUCGUACAAUGGCUUCAACCUCCUCACAGCGGAGUUCAAAGCCAAACAAGACUUUAUGUGUUACUAUGGAAACAGAGGCAGUCCCGAACCCAUCCAUCUGAAACCAGCAGGAAUCUAUGGCUUGAGUAACGCGCUGCUGGACUCUCCGUGGCGGAAAGUGCUGCAAGGCAAGAGUCACUUCAGCAGGGUCGUCAGCGACCAGUCCCUGUCCUGCGAUGGCCUGGUGCAGGAGCUGCUCAACGUCCUCAAUAACAAAGAACUGAACACACCUGAUCCCAUUCACGAGAGCCAGGGUAAGGAUUACACCAAGCAGCAGAUCCAGGCUCAGUCGGCGGUGUUUGUUCGCUCCCCUCAUUAUGGCACAAGGACCAAUACAAUUAUCCUGAUAGAUGCAGAAGGUAACGUGACCUUCACAGAGCGCACCAUGCUCAACGGGGACCCGGGCGAAUGGAGCACCAGUUCUUUCCAGUUCAAACUGCAGGUGUGACGACAUGAUGGAGGAAAGCCACUCGGUGCCUUUCUAUGUCACCUUUCAUUCCCGCCGGCCACCACCUUCCUCCUCCUCCACCUCCCCCUCAAGCUGCACCGUAGCAAUCAUGUGAAAAUGAAGAUCCGUAUGCACUUUUUUUGAGCUAGUUGAUUCUUGCUGCCUCAUUGACAUCAGUGAUAUGUAUUUCUUACUUUCGAUCUGAAAUGCAUCUUUUGAAAAUGUUUGCUAAUUUAAGAUUGCCAAAGAACAGUUAAAAUGUUGUAAAUGAAAAUAUUAUAACAAAACAGCAGGGUUGGGUGGCUUCUAAAGACUAAUGCAUAUCAGACUGCUGGUAACCUGCUUUGAUGUGUAAUCACUGCAGUCAUACACAAGGUAAUUUAUUAUUAAAUUGUUUCUGGACUACAAUUUGAAAUUAUUUUUAUUUUUACAAUAUAGGAAAACAUUGGGACGUUAGUAUAUUUCCAGAGAACAUAUAAUUUAAAUUGAUGGUAAGAAUUAUAGAUUAGAGUUGUCUCUGCUUUUUAAAAUGUUUGAGUACUGUGAUGCAGGUAAUUAGUUCUGGUCCAACACUGCACAAGUAGCGUCAGUGUUGUUUACAACAUAUUUUCCCAUAGUUUAAUGCAAACCGUUUGAGGCAAUUGCUGACCACUACCCGGGUGAGAAAAAUUAAGAAAUAAAUAAUGGAUUUUACAGCUGUUUGAUAAAAAAUGUAUCAAAGCACUC
Molecule: messenger RNA, 1862 nt
Organism: Pungitius pungitius (ninespine stickleback)
Lineage: Eukaryota; Metazoa; Chordata; Actinopteri; Perciformes; Gasterosteidae
Gene: tango2
Product: transport and golgi organization 2 homolog (Drosophila)
Exons: 10
Coding region: 306-1136 (276 amino acids)
Biological process (GO): protein secretion; Golgi organization
Cellular component (GO): Golgi apparatus
Source: RefSeq, a predicted model, not a curated record